AUGGCCGAUCCAUUCAGCAUUACUGCUGGUGUUGUCGGCGUCGUUGCCGCCACUGUCCAUGCUAUACACGCAGCCAUCGAUUUGAUUGACAGAAUCGAAGACGCACCGUCAGCAGUCUGCCAGAUAAGGACCGAGCUGAAAGACACCCAGUUUGUCAUGCAAUCUCUAGAGAGAACUCUGGAAAGCAGUGAGAACACUACAACUUGGACAAAGCUGUUGGAUGAAUCCAGACUAUCUCAAGCAUUGAAAACGCUGAAAACUGUUUGCGAGGGCUUCGUGGCUACCCUGAAGAAAUGGACAAAACACUCGAAGUCCAGCGAAAAACNNUCUCUUCGGGACAGCUUCAUUAUAGCCACGCACAGUCACAAAAUCUCGCAGCUAUCGACACAGCUUAACAAGUGCAAGCAGACUAUCCAAAAUGCGCAUGCCAUAGAGCAUGUCGUCGAACUGUCAACGCAAGGAAUAGAGGCUACCAGACUUCUUGCUGCACAAAGAGCCGUGAUCGAUGGCUUGCGUUCAGAGGAACAACAACUUCACAUUGCCAGAACGCAAUCAGAAGACACUGGCGAUAUCGACGAUAUAGAACGCGUAGAAGAGGAUAUCCGCGACANNAUCAGCCGAUCCGCGACCGUGAGCGAGUAUGUCGCGAAGUCAUCGGCUGCGACUCGCACACAUCAGGACGUCGGCAAGGUCGUGAUUGCAGAUUUG
Molecule: messenger RNA, 708 nt
Organism: Aureobasidium vineae
Lineage: Eukaryota; Fungi; Ascomycota; Dothideomycetes; Dothideales; Saccotheciaceae
Source: the annotation of a GenBank genome assembly